Saccharomyces cerevisiae S288C is the source of this 1500-nucleotide messenger RNA. RefSeq names its product Irc15p (gene IRC15). The transcript has a single exon. Bases 1 to 1500 code for a protein of 499 amino acids. Lineage: Eukaryota; Fungi; Ascomycota; Saccharomycetes; Saccharomycetales; Saccharomycetaceae. The record is from RefSeq and is marked reviewed. Gene Ontology annotation, molecular function: oxidoreductase activity. Gene Ontology annotation, cellular component: cytoplasm.
AUGGGAGGUGAAGACGAAAUAUUAAGCACGAUGGAGGAUUUUGCGGCAGUUUACGAUGUCCUGGUAAUUGGUUGCGGGCCUGGUGGCUUUACUGCAGCGAUGCAGGCUUCGCAAGCAGGCCUGCUCACAGCAUGUGUUGACCAGCGUGCCUCGCUGGGGGGCGCCUACCUUGUAGACGGGGCAGUCCCGUCCAAGACCUUGUUAUAUGAGUCUUAUCUUUAUCGGCUGCUACAACAGCAAGAACUUAUCGAGCAACGUGGCACGCGGCUGUUUCCUGCAAAAUUCGAUAUGCAGGCGGCCCAGAGUGCACUCAAACAUAAUAUAGAAGAGUUGGGCAAUGUGUAUAAACGUGAGCUAUCUAAAAAUAAUGUUACUGUGUAUAAAGGCACGGCUGCUUUCAAAGAUCCUCACCACGUUGAGAUUGCGCAGCGCGGCAUGAAACCGUUCAUCGUAGAGGCGAAAUAUAUUGUUGUGGCGACCGGAUCUGCGGUUAUUCAGUGUCCUGGUGUUGCAAUAGAUAAUGACAAGAUAAUUUCAUCUGAUAAGGCAUUGUCACUGGAUUAUAUACCUUCACGUUUUACUAUCAUGGGAGGAGGUACAAUUGGACUAGAAAUCGCAUGCAUAUUCAAUAAUUUGGGCUCUCGGGUUACUAUCGUUGAAUCUCAAAGCGAGAUCUGUCAAAAUAUGGACAAUGAGUUGGCUUCUGCCACGAAGACCCUCUUGCAGUGUCAGGGUAUAGCUUUUCUUUUAGACACUAGAGUGCAGCUCGCGGAAGCCGAUGCUGCCGGUCAGCUGAACAUCACCUUGCUUAACAAGGUGUCAAAGAAAACAUAUGUACAUCAUUGCGACGUCUUGAUGGUUUCUAUUGGUAGACGUCCCCUGCUAAAAGGUUUAGAUAUUUCCAGCAUUGGUCUAGACGAACGGGAUUUUGUAGAAAAUGUUGACGUACAAACCCAAAGUCUGCUAAAGUACCCUCAUAUUAAACCCAUAGGAGACGUUACAUUGGGCCCCAUGCUGGCGCUGAAAGCGGAAGAACAAGCUAUAAGGGCCAUUCAAUCAAUAGGCUGUACAGGCUCCGACGGAACCUCGAAUUGUGGCUUCCCACCAAAUGUGCUGUACUGUCAGCCUCAGAUUGGCUGGGUCGGAUACACUGAGGAGGGGUUGGCAAAGGCUCGCAUCCCAUAUCAAAAAGGCAGGGUUUUGUUCUCACAGAACGUUAGAUAUAACACGUUAUUACCACGGGAAGAGAAUACUACAGUUUCUCCUUUCAUUAAAGUUCUGAUAGAUUCUCGUGACAUGAAAAUACUAGGCGUUCAUAUGAUAAACGACGAUGCAAAUGAAUUGCUGUCGCAAGCAUCGAUGGCGGUGUCGCUUGGCCUUACCGCCCAUGAUGUCUGUAAAGUACCGUUCCCUCAUCCGAGCUUAUCGGAAUCGUUUAAGCAAGCCGUCCAGUUGGCAAUGGCAAAUGGAACAUCACCUGGCGUACAUGUCCGGGAAUAG